Gambusia affinis (western mosquitofish) is the source of this 2472-nucleotide messenger RNA. RefSeq names its product ubiquitin associated protein 1-like b (gene ubap1lb). Gene Ontology annotation, cellular component: ESCRT I complex. The record is from RefSeq and is a predicted model, not a curated record. Bases 1 to 1146 code for a protein of 381 amino acids. The transcript is spliced from 5 exons. Gene Ontology annotation, molecular function: ubiquitin binding. Lineage: Eukaryota; Metazoa; Chordata; Actinopteri; Cyprinodontiformes; Poeciliidae. Gene Ontology annotation, biological process: ubiquitin-dependent protein catabolic process via the multivesicular body sorting pathway.
AUGGAAGGUCUUCCACUGAAGAUGCCCCAGGCUGUCGUCUUACAAGAAGUAAAAGAUGAUGUCAAAGUGACAAUGCCUGAUUACCUCAGCAUAUUACGAGAAACAGCGUACGAGUUCAGCUUGGAGAACUGGGUGUUAACUGGCUUACAGAACGGCCCCAUCCACCAUCAGCGGCCUCAGCCAUUCACCUCUCCAGCCGAAUUUUUACCAUCUUGUCCUCCGUACUGGAUGAUGUUCAGCAGCCCACAGCAGAGUCGUCUGGCCAGCCGCCACAGUUCUGACUUUUGGGAACCAAACCCUCGACAACGCUCCCACAGCCUCAACCCUGCUGUACUUCGCACCACCUUCGCCAUCUCAGACUGGGAGGAUGAAGGAGGAAGUACUGCGCAGGAAGCCAAGGAAAACCUGACAUCUAAAGCUUGUUUGAAGGAAGAGCACCCAGCUGCUUCAUGUCAGAGCGGUCAAAGAAAAGCACAGAGAGCCUUCAUCCCAGACCUGCUGAAUCCUCCGUCCUGCCUGAGCAGCCUCCCCCACAAGCGCAGGAAGAACCUCCGGCAGUGUUCUGUCUCUGGGACGGACAUGUCCAAAAAUCAAGAGUCCAACACGGACAGUCAGCCUCUGAGCUCAUUCUCAUACAAAGCUCCCAACACCAGGACCCUUACCACCAACAAAUACACUGACAACCAUAAAACAGCAGAUAUGAUGCGUCUCAGACCAAACUGCUGCAGAGCUCACCUCAGAGCCUCUCCAUGCGGGAGCCUGAGCUCUGCUCUGGACUCGUCUGUGGAGCUCCUGUCAGCUCUGAGUCCAGAGGAGAGAGAGCUGCUCAGGGUCAUCACUGGCCGGGGAUACCCCCUCCGCACUGCCAUCAUUGCCCUGCAGAGGGCAGGACAACAGACCCCAGAUCAGAUCCUGAGUUACCUGGUUGCGUGUGAUCACCUGUGUCAGCUGGGCUAUGACAUGGCGCAGGUGGAAGAAGCCCUGGAGAUGUUUCAGAACUGUGAAACAAAGGCAGAGGAGUUCCUCCUCCUCCUGACUCAGUUCAAUGAGAUGGGCUUCCAGCCACACACCGUCAAAGAAGUGCUGCUUGUCCAUGAGAAUCACAGAGAGCGGGCGCUUGAGGAGCUGAUGAUGCGUGUGGCGUGACGGCACGGCUCCAUGCAGCUCGUUUCAAACUGGAGAGUGGGUUUUAGGCAGUGGGUUUUGGUUGUGUUCAGUAAUGCUGUGUUCAUGAUUGUCAUAUUAUUUUUUUGUUCUAAAGCACUUAAACGCUCAGCAUGUCACAGUGAGUUUUGGGACAGUUUUAUUUUGUAGAAGUUAUUUUAAGAAGCAUAAAAACAAAACCAUGAAUUAUUGCGUUGUAUCUAAAAGCAAAGAAGGUCCAGAUGUCAUUUUAUUUAUCUCCAUUUAGCUCUCCUGCCUGUGUUUGAUGUUCAUUGGUUUGACCGACUGCAGAGUGAGGGGUCUGGGUUGUUCAAUCAAAGUGGACCUGCAGCUGCAUCCAGCAGGCGCAAUGACUUCCUUUUUAAAUUCUUUGGUUUAUACUUCAGAUCAAUGUUACACUACAAAAUGCAGCUCAUUAAUGAAGCCCACCUGAUGGGGCCACUCUUUAGAGACAGUUUACAUGGGCAGCAGCCCAGGGCCCUAAAGUGUUGUUUUUUUCUUUUUCAUUUAAUGGAAGGGUCUUUUGAAACAUUUCACUUUAUAUAAAAGUCAUAGACUUAAAUCAUGUGAGUUGUAUUAUUUUAGGAUUUUUAGACUGUAAACAUUGACCAAGGAGUUAUUGACUAUAGGACGUAUUUAACCGAGCAAGCAUCUGGUCAUACCAGCUGAUGUAUAUAGGGUUAUAUUAUUUACUGUAAUUUGCAUUAGCAAAAUAUUUCUUUGUUAGCAGAUAGGGCACCAAAGCUGGCUGCACCCCAGGGCCCACAUCCUUUUAAAUCCAGCCCUGGUCAUUAAUGACUUUCCACGUCUACAGUCAGUCUACAGAAAAUACAAACUCCAUCAGCUCAAGAGUCAGUACAUAUGAAUGAUUUAGUUUAUACCAGCAUUUAAAAUGAUUAUUACAGAUGAAUUAUUAUCACCACAGCAAUGAAGGGGUGAAAACCGAAAGCUGCUUAAAUAUUUAUUCAGUCUUUUUCUCUUUGGUUUGCUCUGAUCAGUUGCUCUCCGUGCUGUCUGCAGGACGUAGGCUAAGAGUGUUUUGUCAUUUCUUUGAACACUGAACCAUUGCCACACAGCACCAAGAAAGCACCCAGUGUCAACUUUUCUAUUUUUACUUCUUCUUUGUAUAAUACCUAACAGUGCAGAACCUGUUCCACAUUUAGAUCUGAAUCAUUUUCGAACCUGAUAAAUACCAGAUAUUGGUCAUACGUUCUGACAUGGAAAAUCCAAACCUUGAAGCAGGGUGUACUUUCUUUUUAUCAAGGCUGUCUGUGCUGGAUGAUGAUGAUGAGCUCACAGAGUAUAAAU